Molecule: messenger RNA, 2053 nt
Organism: Varroa destructor (honeybee mite)
Lineage: Eukaryota; Metazoa; Arthropoda; Arachnida; Mesostigmata; Varroidae
Product: pescadillo homolog
Biological process (GO): ribosome biogenesis; maturation of LSU-rRNA from tricistronic rRNA transcript (SSU-rRNA, 5.8S rRNA, LSU-rRNA)
Cellular component (GO): nucleolus; PeBoW complex
Molecular function (GO): RNA binding
Source: RefSeq, a predicted model, not a curated record
UUCGUUUCUAGACACUUGGCGCACGUGUUGGCGAAUUCCACAAGAAAAGUGCAUGUUGAAGACUGGAUUAAAAAGCAAAACAAUUUUGCGCUGCUUAUAUCAACGAAGUGUUGUGUGGUGCGGUUUGCCAUAUAUAAGUUAAAGUUGAUUACUAGUGGAUUUGAAGGACUUGGUAGGCAUUGCAAAGUCAAAUGGGGAUUCAAAAGAAAAAGGGAACAUCAGGGGCUGCGACAACCUUUGUUUCACGAGGAAAGGCAAUCAAAAAGCUCCAGCUUUCUCUCAAAGACUUCAGGCGGCUAUGUAUUCUCAAGGGAAUUUAUCCAGUAGAGCCGAAGAACAAGACAAAAGCUGGAGGACCUACCAAGACAUACUACCUCGCCAAAGACAUACGAUUUUUGGCCCAUGAACCCAUCAUAAGUAAAUUUCGGGAGAUGAAAAUCUUUGCCAAGAAACUGCGAAAAGCUAUAGAUAAAAGGGACGCUGAGAGAGAACGAACUAUCCGAAACAAUGAACCCACAUACCGACUCGAUCAUAUCGUCAAGGAAAGAUACCCAACGUUUCUGGACGCGAUUCGCGAUUUGGACGACGCCCUAUCAAUGUGCUUUUUGUUUGCUACAUUGCCCAAGUCGGGUUUGUACAAAAGUGAAUUACUGCAACUUUGCCGGAAAUUGACUGUCGAGUUUAUGAAUUAUGUGAUUGAAUCCCGAUCACUUGUAAAGUGCUUUAUUUCUAUCAAGGGUUUCUACUAUCAGUGCCUGAUACAGGGUACGCCCGUCACGUGGGUUAUACCUCACAGUUUUCCUCAACGCGGCGAUGAAGUCGAUGCAAGAAUAAUGUCAACGUUUACAGACUUUUACGUAACGAUGCUGGGCUUUGUGAAUUUCAAGCUAUAUAAUUCGAUAAAUCUUGUAUAUCCACCCCAGCUCGCCGUUGACAAAAUAUCCAAGCUGGAUAAGGAACUUUGUGAAGGAGAGGAUCCGAAAAAUGACUAUCUUGAAGCUCUGACUACCUGUCUCAAAGCUGUAGUAACGGAUGCGGAUGAGGAAACAAAGAUGGACAACUUUGACGAUGCGGACGCCAAAUGUGUUCAGGAUAGUGCUGUAGCGGAUCAGCAUUUUCGAGACCUGUUUUCGGGGCUUAAGGUUUUUCUCAAUCGAGAAGUUCCUCGGGAGCCCUUCACAUUCGUACUUAGAUCUCUAGGCGCGCAGGUUUCGUGGGAUGUUUACACCUUCCCUGGCGCCUCAUUUGACGAGAAGGACACGUCUGUAACACAUCAGAUCGUUGACAGGCCACUUGUUGCGAAUAGAGUUCUCAACAGGUACUAUAUCCAACCGCAGUGGGUAUUUGAUUGUGUCAACGCGCGGCGUUUGCUCCCUGUCGAAAAUUAUUUUCCUGGAGUCGAAUUGCCGGCGCAUUUGUCGCCUUUCGUCGAACGAAAGGAGGGCACGUAUGAGCCGCUAAGCAAAGAGGAGAUGCAAAAGAAAGUGGAGGAGUUUGAACAGCAAGUGCGAAAGGAACAAAAAUAUGAAGAUGAGAAAGACAGUGAAGAUAUGGAUGCUGAAGAGAACUUGUCAUGUCUUGAGGUCACCAAGAAGGAAAACAGCACUAGCGUCAAAAAGCAAAAGGGUUUAAAAGCUACACAAGGUGAUGGUGACCUGAAAGUGAAAAGAGGAAAGUAUGUCAAGGUCGAUACGGAUCGCGAACAGGCACGGUUAAAAGCAGAAGAACGCCGUUUAGCGGUGAUGAUGAUACCGAAAAAGAACAAGCGGCUCUUCGACCAGAUUCAGAAAAAAAAACGAAUCGAAAGACACGAGGUGAAGAAACUUGAGGACAAACGAGAGAAAAUUAUCCAGGCCAAGGCGGCUUUCAAGGCCAAGGCGAUUUCGAAACCGAAUCUGCAAUAAAGUGCCGGCAGACAUCCAGGGAGCGGACCGUGUAUGCCUAUUAUCAUUGUUAUUAACGAAGCGUCAUCAUCUUCGUCAUCUGAAAAGAUAAAUUUAAAGAGAUCUGCCGGUGGUGGUGUCUUAGCUUCUUCUUCGUCGAUGAGAUCAUC